AUGGUUCAACCGCCAGACGAUGGCUGGCUGCCUGAUGUGCUCAAGGACAAACCGACCAAAGACCUGUAUCAUGUGCUUCAGACGCCAGAACUGCAAAAUGCUAUAAUUCACAAUCCCGAGACAACACAUCCAUCAUUACCUGCAUCUAUUGCGCCUCUGCAGGCGCUUCUUGCACAGAAUGUAGGGUUGGCAGAGUCACUCAAACAGCUGGAAGCACAUGUCCAGCACCAACGAGAUAGCACACAAUCGCGUUUGUUAUCACUUAAGGCUUUGGAGCGUCAGUGGAAGGCAAAGCAGGCUGAACAAGAUGAGGCACUGCGAGAGUUCAGUCCGCCAGCACUCUAUCAGAGGCUGAGUGCUUCAGUAGGCGAGCAAGAGGCGUUAUGUCGGGGACUGGAAGAAAGCUUCCUCGAAGGCGAAGGUUUCGGUGGUGGGGAUGCCGUGGCUAGCGACCGCGAAGUGACGGACUUUGUGAGGCGCUUGAGGGAGGGCCGAAAGAUCGCCUACCUGCGAGGAGAGCGCAAGGAGCGAUGGGAUGAAGGCCGUGUCGGCGGCUGGCGAUGA
This is a messenger RNA of Alternaria ventricosa, 564 nucleotides long. RefSeq lists its product as uncharacterized. Lineage: Eukaryota; Fungi; Ascomycota; Dothideomycetes; Pleosporales; Pleosporaceae. The transcript is spliced from 2 exons. Gene Ontology annotation, biological process: ubiquitin-dependent protein catabolic process via the multivesicular body sorting pathway; protein targeting to vacuole; protein targeting to membrane. Bases 1 to 564 code for a protein of 187 amino acids. Gene Ontology annotation, cellular component: ESCRT I complex. The record is from RefSeq and is a predicted model, not a curated record.